Acanthaster planci (crown-of-thorns starfish) is the source of this 2660-nucleotide messenger RNA. RefSeq names its product DNA-binding protein RFX2-like. Lineage: Eukaryota; Metazoa; Echinodermata; Asteroidea; Valvatida; Acanthasteridae. Gene Ontology annotation, biological process: regulation of transcription by RNA polymerase II. The record is from RefSeq and is a predicted model, not a curated record. Gene Ontology annotation, molecular function: DNA-binding transcription factor activity, RNA polymerase II-specific; RNA polymerase II cis-regulatory region sequence-specific DNA binding.
UAUAUAUAUGGCACACACAAUCCAUCCAGCCAGGCUCGUCUUUUCUCUCUGAGCACCGCAGUACGCCUAUAUCCUUCCACAUAGCAACGCACUAUCUGCCAAAUUAGCUUUACAUUAUUUCGAAAUUAUUCCGUGAAUUUUCAUUCAAUUUUCUUUCAAGUCAUUGCCUUCAACAUGGUACCCAAUAUUAUUGUGAAAAAGUGUAGGUCUGAGACGUAAAUAAUUGUAAUUGUGGGUGAAGGGAGCGGCUGUUGGCGGACGAUUUGCCGGUUGAUGAGCGGUGACGAGGUUUAGCAACUGUUGCCUUGAGAAUAAACGCCAUAGCCACCGUAGUCCUGGCGACUGUAACCCGCCAACUACAAGGCAAGGAUUGAUUUUUGAGAGGCGUCUCCAUCAUUCAAGAUGCAAGCAAUCAGUGCCACUACCCAGCAACAACAGAUCUCUACUCCCACCAUCAUCACAACGCACCAAGCACAGCAUCAGCCCAGCACACAGACCAUACAAGCCCAACAGUUUGUGCAAGUUGCAGCCCCGGUGACUGAACCAGUGAAGGAUGUCCCAUCAGCAGGCACCACUGUAACCUUGCAGACCAUCCCUGUGAGCCAGACGUCUCAGCAGGGCAUCUACCAAGGACACGUGCAGUACGUAGACGGGGGCGAUCACUCAAGUUCCAUCUAUGCUAACGGCGCUAUGGCAAACUAUCCUUACAGUGAAGCCACGACGAUGUACACGCAGGCCACCCCAGCUGGCGGGGCCACCUACUACUCCUCGGGCCAGGCGCUCACCUCCAGUGCCCUGGGGAGCAUCCAGACGCUGGGUGGUUCCAACAUGUCGGUGGGCGGCACCACAAUCAUCGGAGGGAACCUGCUGGGUGGGCCUCAGCUCAUCACCCAACAGGGAGGCACAUACCUGUUACAGGGUCACACCAUGGAUGGUAAUGGACACCCUCUCACACACACCACCAGAGCAUCACCUGCCACGGUCCAGUGGCUGUUGGAUAACUAUGAAUGCGCAGAAGGUGUCAGUUUGCCGAGAAGCACUCUCUUCAAUCACUACAUGAGGCACUGUCAGGAACACAAAAUUGACCCUGUCAACGCGGCCUCAUUCGGCAAACUUAUACGAUCAGUGUUCCUCGGCCUUCGGACGAGGAGAUUGGGAACCAGAGGAAACUCCAAGUAUCAUUAUUACGGCAUACGUAUCAAGAGUUCGUCACCACUUAAUCAGUACCAAGAGGAGAGUGGCCACACAGCCAUGAGACAGCAACCCAUCAACUCAGCAAAAAGGUUCAAGCCAUCCCCCAUAGGCAGCAAGCAGGAUGGCACCGAGGGUGGAGGGGCAGUCAGCGGUAGCGGCGGGGGCGCCCAGGACCCCGUUCAGACCCAGACCCAGCAGCACCAGCAGUUCCUGGGUGACGCCUCCAUGGCUUUGCCCGAUUUCGGGGAGCUCAAGUUUGGCACCACGCCGCUUCCAGAGGGAGUGACGCAAGAUGACGUCAAGGCCUUCCAGGCCCUCUACAGAGAGCACUGUGAGGCCAUUCUGGAUGUGGUUGUCAAUCUCCAGUUUGCACUUAUUGAAGCUUUGUGGCAGACAUUUUGGAGGAAUCCUCCUGCCGAUGCACAGCAAAAUGAGGGAGAUGUAGAGAAGAGACUUCCCAAAGCCAAGCUUAUCUCGUUGUGCCAGAGCAGUCCAGUACAGGAGUACGUCAAACACUACGACCAUGUGCUGUAUCAAGGGCUGGUGGAGGUCCUUAUACCCGACGUGCUACGGCCUAUACCAAGUGCCUUGACUCAAGCCAUUCGCAACUUUGCAAAAUCGUUGGAGACCUGGUUAAAAAACAGUAUGACUGGCAUCCCUCAAGACAUGAUAAGUCUUAAGGUAGGUGCAGUCACAGCCUUUGCACAGACCCUCCGCCGUUACACGUCGCUCAAUCACCUAGCGCAGGCUGCCCGAGCUGUGCUACAGAAUACAUCUCAGAUCAACCAGAUGCUGAGUGACCUGAACAGAGUAGAUUUUGCCAACGUACAGGAGCAAGCAUCAUGGGUCUGCCAGUGUGAUGACCAGAUGGUCCAGCGUCUUGAGCAGGACUUCAAGUCCACCCUCCAGGAGCAGAACUCCCUGGAGCAGUGGGCUGCCUGGCUAGAGGGUGUAGUGACUGAGGUCCUGGAGCCCCACGAGAACUCCCCCAAUUUUGCCAAGGCAGCCAGGCAGUUCUUGCUUAAGUGGUCAUUUUAUAGCUCCAUGGUGAUACGCGACCUUACACUUCGCAGUGCCGCAAGCUUUGGCUCGUUCCAUUUAAUACGCUUGCUUUAUGACGAAUUCAUGUUUUACCUGAUUGAGCACAGAGUAGCAGCUGCAACAGGGGAAACCCCCAUCGCUGUCAUGGACAAGGUCGACUCCUCGACGGAACUGUCAAUGAACAACUCACUGCCGACCUCCAACAGUGUGAACAAUACCACCAGCAACACCAACACCAUCAUUGUCAACAUCCCCACCACAUCGGCCGUGAACUCGGUCGUCAAAGUGAACAGCAAGUGAGACCGAAGUCCCCAGACACCACACAGGUAUAGGGCUUCAAUAGUAGGCUAGCCACCGGGUGCAUUGCCUCUUAAGUUUCAGAGAUGUUCCCUUUUCCAUGUCGGUUAUAUCCAUUUAAAAAGCUU